UUGCGGCAGGAAGAUGCCCGGGGAGGUGCCGCCGCCGGCGCCCCGGGGGCUGCGGAGCCUCCCGCUGCUGCUGCUGCUGCUGCUGCUGGGCGCCCGCGCAGCGCUGGCUCAGCGCUGGCGCAAUGAGAACUACGAGAGGCCCGUGGACCUGGAGGGCUCUGGGGAUGACGACCCCUUUGGAGAAGAUGAGCUGGACGACUUCUACUCCGGCUCUGGCUCGGGGUACUUCGAGCGGGAGCUGGGGCUGGACACGGCCGUGAGCCUGACCACGGACACGCCGGUGACGCUGCCCACCACGGCGGCCGUGCUGCCCGUCACCGCCGCCCAGCCUGUGGCAACGCCCCUGGAGCCGUCCCCCACGCCCCAGGACACCACCCCCGGGCAGGCGACCCGCGCCUCGCUCAUCCCCAGGACCACAGGGGCACCGGCCGUGCCCAGCUGGAAAGCCACCACCAGCACCAGCACCACGGCCAGCGAGCCCCCGACCACCACGGCCACCACCACCACCACCACGGAGGCCACCACCACCACCACGGCCACCACCACCACCACCACGGCCACCACCACCACAAGCAGCACCACCGUGGCCACGGCCAAGCCCACCACCAUCCGGAGGUUCCUGCCCCCCUUGGCCACCAAGGCGGCCACCACCCGGGCCACCACCCUGGAAACCCCCACCACGCCCGUCCCCAAAACCAGCGCCCCGACAGAGGUGGCCACGUCACGCCUCGUCCCCACCAGCACAGCCAGGCCCAUGGCCCUGCCAAAGCCCAGCACCUCCAGGACUGCAGAGCUCCCCGAGAAAAGCGCGGCCUUGCCCAUGACCACCACGCUGCCGCCCACCGAGGCCCCUCAGAUGGAGCCAGGGGAGGUGACAACAGUCCCCGACAACGAGCUGGAGGUCCCGGCCAGCAGCGGCCCCAGCGGGGACUUCGAGAUCCGGGAGGAGGAGGAGACGACUCGUCCCGACCUCAGGAACGAGGUGAUGGCUGUGGUGACCCCGCCGGCGGGGCCGGGGCCCGGCAGGAACGUGGAGACGGGGCUGAUGGACAACACGAUAGACUCGGGCAACUCGGCUGCUCAGCUGCCCCAGAAGAACAUCCUGGAGAGGAAAGAGGUGUUGAUAGCCGUGAUCGUGGGCGGUGUGGUGGGCGCCCUCUUCGCCGCCUUCCUGGUGAUGCUGCUCAUCUACCGCAUGAAGAAGAAGGACGAGGGCAGCUACACCCUGGAGGAGCCCAAGCAGGCCAACGUCACCUACCAGAAGCCCGACAAGCAGGAGGAGUUCUACGCGUAGACGAGAGCCCGGAGUGCCUCAUGCUUCCUCCCUCCCCGACUCCCCGCUCCAAACCCUCCCCCUCCUCUCCUCCAUCCAGUCUCUCUCUUCCCCCCCUUUCCCCCUCUCUUUUUUUGGGAUCAGACUGUGAAUUUACGAAGCGAAACCCGCGGCGGCUGAAGGAGGAACGGCGUCCUUGGCGCGGGGGGCGCGGGGUGCCCGCAGCAGCGCCGAGGUCGCGCCCAGCACCGCACGCUUUCUGCUGGCGGGAGGGACGGGGCGCGGAGCCCGCGCCAAGGAGCCGACGCCAGGGCAGCCGUGCCCGGGAAUUGCUCUGGAGAGCACGGGAUGGGCUGCCCACGGCGCCCGGAGCUCGGCGGGACUUUUCUCAACACCACCACCACAAACUCUGGGAUCCGGAGUGCCACACCUCCUGCCAGCCCUGGGGUGCAGCGGGCUUGCUUUGGAUUUAUUCCCCUCUUCUUUCUUUUUUUUUUUUUUUUUUCCAUCCAUAAAGGAGGGAGAUUUCCUUCCCUCUGCCUCAUCUUUAUUUUUUGGUUUUCUUUUGGAACGGGGUUGGUUGCUCCGCAGGAAUCCCCUUCUGCUGGAAGAGAGAACACGACUCUCCCACGCUCCUGGAACCUUGGGAAAAGCACAGAGGGGUGGAAUACCUGGCACCCUGGGAUUCGCUCCUGCAGCGGGGAAAAAGGAAAUAAAUACAAACGCUGGGAAUGAUCCCUUUGGAUCAAUGCUCUGGAGAGCUCGUGGAGCUGCAUUGGGCCAUCCCAGGCUGCUGCCAUCCGGCCACUCCCUGGAAUCUCCUGGAUCCACAUCUCCCUGAGGGGUUUGGCCAGGAAGGGACUUGGCUUGGGCUGGGUUUUCACUGUGACCACUAAAGCUCGGCUUUGCGGGACAUUCCUCAGGGAGGAGCUGGGAAUGGAGAAGCUGAAUCCUGUCCCUGGCUCUUCCAGAGGGGAAAACAGCGCUCUGCAAGGCGUGGGAUGCAGCCUAAGGAGGGAAAUCCAAGCAGGGACCAUCCCUGUCCUCUUGGGUCCAGCAGGGAUCCCACCGGCUCCAGAGGUGAGGAAGAGGAGGCUUCAACUGGAUCAUUGUGAAGAUCCCAAAAUUUAUGGAAAGACGCAGGACUGAUGGUUUUCCUUUGUCGUUUGAAUCCCCAGGAUUGACGGUUUUCCUUCAUUGGUGUUUAAAUCCCAGCACAACCCACAGGGCUGGAGAGAACCCGACCGUGGCGCCUCCCAGGUGUCCCCUUGGAGGCUGCCCAGGGAGCAGAUCCAGACCCUCGGGAAAGGUCGGAUCUUCCAGAGCAACCUCUGCACACAAUUGAGAAAUUUCAACUGAGAUAUUUCAAUUAAGAUAUUGCAAUUAAGGUGUUUCAACGAGGUGGCUCUUAACUAGCUGGAGCCCUGUUUGUGGAACUUUGUUGUCACGGUGGUUGUGAUCUCGAUGGGGACCCACGGAGACUUUGGAUUUGCUCUUGGAGCAAUUUAAAUGGGAAAAUUUGGGGAAAAACAUUUUGUGAAUUAACCUGCACGGGGCCAGGGACACCUCGGCCCCUGAGGGGGUUGGUGGAUUUAGGGUUUUAUGGCCCUGGUGGGGAUUGCAAGACAGAAGAGCUCGGUUGUGGAUGGGAUUUGAGGCCAUAUGAAUAUUUUAAAUUUAUACAAAUAUCUAUCUCCACUCCCGUACAUCCACAGUAACACAGGUAUGGAAGGAAAUGAAAUCCCUGGAAUUUCUCAGUGGUCUGGGGUGCUUGGGUGGGAUUUUGGGUUGGGCAGUUGGGAGCUUUGGGCUGCUUUUCCUGGGAUAAAACCCAAAAUGACGACCUGGCUUUACUUCAGGAUAGGGAAAGAACCCCACUCAUGGAUCAGCUCUAAAUCCUCAUUUUUGAGCUGUCAGCUUCAAAAUCCUCGUGGUCCAGGUUCUUGGAGCUUGGAGAGGGCCCUGUUGGAUGUUUGGGGUGGUGGUGCUGGGAGUGACCAUUUCUGUGUCCAUGCUGGAGGGAGGAUGAGGAUGAGGAUGAAGGAUGAGGAUGAAGGAUGAGGAUGCUCCAUCCAAGGGAGGGAACACUCAGAAGGAGCCUGGUGCCAACCCAGAGCCACUCUGCUGCCCCAGAGGGAGUUUGGGCUCCUGGAUUUGAUGGAUUUUGGCCCUGUUGGGAUCACACAAAGGGGCGUGGCACCAAUCAAGGUCACCAAGGCCACCCAAAAUCCCCAUCUUUUGGGAAAACCUGGAUUUAAUCUUUGGAGCUUGCUUUAAAAAAAGAAAACACAACCCUCUCAGCUUAAUCUUUUUAAUGCCGCUUUUCAGAGCUGCCUCCUUAAUCUUCUUCAUUCCAUUUUUUCCCCCUAUUUAAUAGUCUGGAGUUCCAUAAUACAAUUUUUUUACUCACUCAAGCUUAACCUCGUCCCUCUCAGCUGGUGUUAGGUUGUAAUCCCGGCACUUAAAUCCAUCACAGCUUCGGGAAUGAGGAAAGCUGGAGGUGGGAGGGUGAGAGGAGCCUGGGCAGGACUUCUGCAGUAAUUAAAAUAUGAGAUAAACACAAUUAAAAAAAAAAAAAAAAAAAAAAAGGUGAAGGCAAUUAAAAUGCUAAUCAGAAGUGAUCAAAUAAUUAAUUAUCUCCUGCUUCCACUUCUUUUCCUCUCCACCAUCAGAGGGAUGUGAGCUCCAGGAGAAUCUUUUGGGUUUGGAGCCGGCUUUUUGUGGUGUUAACGAAGUCACAGCCUCUUGUGUCACCUCAGCUCCAUGGGGGCCGUGGGAGUUGAUGCUGGAAGGGAAAAAAAACCCCUGGUGCUGGAGGAUGCGAUCCUGUGCCUCCCUCCAAGGAGCUGGGAUGGAGCUGAACAUCGCAGGGUAUUUUGGGAAAGCCCGUCUCCCAAAAACCCCUGGAUAAUGUCAUUUCUCCAUCAGCAGAGCCACGGGGAUGGGUAAAACCCCGAGCGCUGCUGCCUGGUGCAGGUGGAGGCAGCUGCUCCCUCCUGCAGCCGCUCCGGGGCUUUCCAGGGAUCCCUGGUGGGAAGAUGGGUGAGGAAGGGUGAGGGAGCUCCGCACAGGAGGAGCCAUCCCCCAGCUGCCAACUGGGACGCGGAGCAGAGUUUUGGGAAAAUGAACUCGGCGUGAGCGGAAGUGUCUCCAACAUCGCCCCUCCCCAAAGCCGAGUCUGACGUCAUCGCCUCUGCCCAAAUUCUGAUCCCUCGUGGUGAUCCCAGCCAGGAACAGCUGGAGCAGAUGUGCUGGUCCUUCCAGCUGUGCUCCCCGAGGGAUUUUCCACAGCUUUUCCAUUUAUUUUCCGCACGUUCCUCUGUGUGUGUGAGGCACCGGAGCCGCGGGGAGGCUCUCGGCUGUUCCAGCUGGAUAAUUUUAGGAGUUUCUGGAAUUGCAGGGUGGCGUGGGCUGCUCUGCCAGCUCUGCCUGCCUUGGGGCUCUCCCUGCUGGAAUUGCAGCAGGAGAAUGAUGGAGAAUAUCCAGCAGGAGAAUAUCCAGGAGCUCCUGGGCCACAUCCAUCGGGAUAAGGCGGGAGGAGUGGAUCAAAGGGGAGGGAAUGGCAGAGAGCCCAAACCCGGGCUGGAAAGGGGAGUUUGGGAAGGACAGGGGAUGGAAGGGGCCCAGCAGCAGCAGGAGCCAGCCCUGGGUGGGUUUUGCAGGGCUGGGAGUUGUCCCUCCGCUCCAAAAAUCCCUCUGGUAUUGGAUCCUUCCAUAAAGAGCACCAGGUCCCUGUGUAGCAUGGAGUAGUCUCUUUCCUCCAAAAAUCUGACUUUGGGCCUUUCCCUAUCGAGCUGUGCUGGGAGAUCCAGCUGCAGGGAGGGGGACGGCUGGGGUGGGAUCACUGCCAGGACGGGCUGCUUCACCUCAGAUUUCCCCCCUCCCUCCCCCACUUCCCUGGCAAUCCCUGUCUGGGAGUUCCUUUGCCUCAUCCCCAGCUCCAUCUCCAGAAUUCCGAGCUCUCCCUGCCGUGAAUCACCGGCUCAGAGGCUUCCACAGGAGCAAACCCAUGGGCCGAGAGCAGGAGUGGGUUUUUUAACUCCCUUUUUUUCCCGUAACCGCCCUUGCCGUGACUUUUUCCGGGCUCCAAGGUGUUCUGCCAGGCCCUGAAGUAACGCCGGGCUUUCAGUCCGGGAAGGUUUUGUGGGAAUGAGCUCCCAGGGCUCCCUGGGAGCGGGGAUGGGGCUGUGGGUGUCUGUGUGUGUAUAUAUGUGUAUGUAAUUAAUGUAUAUGUAGAGAUGUAUAGACGGGCACGGGGCCGGGGCGCUCCGCUCCUGAGGAGGAGGAGGGGGAAAAGAAGGAGGAAGAGGAGGAAAGGGAGGAGGAAAAAGAGGGAAGGGAGGAGGAUUUGUUCUCCAGCACCACGUGCUGGGCUCUGCAGCCCUCGGCCUCUGUCCUAAGGAAUGUGGGAUUCAGCCUUGGCCCUGCUCCCCAGGGAUGUGGGAUUGCCUGUCCCAAGGAAUGCGGGAUUCAGCCUUGACCCCUGUCCCAAAGAAUUUGGGAUUCAGCCUUGACCCCUGCCUCAAAGGAUUCGGGAUUCCCCCUCAGCCCCUCUCCCAAGGGAUUCGGGAUUCACCCUUGGCCCUUGGCCCUCCUAAGGGAGGCAGGGUUCCCCUUCAUUCCCUUUCCCAAAGGAUUCGGGAUUCCCCCUCAUUCCACAUCCCAAGGGAUGUGGGAUUAUCCCCCAUUCCCUUUCCCAAAGAAUUCGGGAUUCCCCCUCAUUCCGUGUCCCAAGGGAUGCAGGGUUCCCCCUCAUUCCCUGUCCCAAAGGAUUCGGGAUUCCCCCUCAUUCUGUGUCCCAAGGGAUGCAAGAUCCAGUCUCAGCCUUUAUCCCAAGGGAUGUGGGAUUCCACCUCUGAAAUUCCUGCUGCUCCUCCCUGCCCUCCACAUCCCCCUGAUGCCGAUCCCGAUCCCGAUCCCGAUCCCGAUCCCGGUCCCGGCCCGGUCCCGGUGGUUGGGCUGAGCCGGGGCGGGGAUCAGGAGCCUUUUCCUGCUGCCGGGGCCGGAGCAGAUCCCGGGAUGGGAUCCUGGGAUGGAUCCAAAGCCCCGCGAGCUCCGGAGCACCCCCAGCCCUUGUGCCGGCAGCGCCCCACCUCAGCAGAGGAGCCUCAGCCUGCAGCCUCCAAACGUUUUAUUUCCGUGCUUAUUUUUCCUGUUAUUUUGAUUUUUGGGUAAAAAAAAGGAAAAAACCCACAAUUUUUCCACACCCCACAUUCCAGCGUUUCUCCCAAGACCUCCAGAGCGCCAGGGAUUUUUCCUGCAGGAAUUCCCCCGCUGAGGGUCCCCCCUGGCUGAAGUCACCCCAGCCCAGCUGACAAUCAAACCAGACUCCCGAAAAACAGGAAUCCAUUGCAGUUUGAUAGAAAAACUUUUUAAAAUCGCCCCUUUCCUCUCUCACCACCACAUCUCCAGGAUAAACCAUCACCCACUGCUCCUCCUGUAAAUAAACAUCAAACCUUCUUGUAUAAAUUAAAAAAUAAAAUACAUUUUAAAAAAGACAAAAAAAAAAAAAAAUCCAUUGAUAAACAUCCCAAAAAUAAAAUUAAAAAAAAAAAAAAUUCUCCCUUUCCAGAAGAUUGAAAUAAUUCCAACUUCACUCUUUUUUUGGAGCUGAUUUACAAUCCCAAUAGGAGAACAAAACAAAGAUCUGGAACGCUACAAAUGUUGGAGCUUUCAAUGAAUCCAGGAGGGGAAAAAAAAUGCAUGUAAAUAUUUUUAAUAGGAGACAUAUCUUAAACAGAACUUUUUUUUGUAUGUACAUAACUCUCCUAGAGUUUAGUACUGAAAUGGCUUCAUAGUGUCUGUUUGGAAAAGGAAAGGAAAAGAAAAUGUUUGUUAAUUGUUUUUGUUCUUACUCAAUGGCCAAAACUUUAAAAAUAAUGACAACAAAAAAAAAAAAAGAAAAAAGAAAAAAAAAAAAAAGACUCUAAAAAUAAUCUUUGCCAAUGGAUCUAGCACUGUAAUGGUACUGUCUAUUUUUUUUAAUUAUUUCUGUGCUGUGCCCAUUUAUAAAAUGAGGAAAAGAUAAAAAAUAAAGUCAUUUAAACAUUG
This is a messenger RNA of Hirundo rustica (Barn swallow), 7324 nucleotides long. It is a transcript of the gene SDC3, whose product is annotated as syndecan 3. The transcript is spliced from 5 exons. The coding region runs from base 14 to 1294 and encodes 426 amino acids. Gene Ontology annotation, cellular component: membrane; cell surface. The record is from RefSeq and is a predicted model, not a curated record. Lineage: Eukaryota; Metazoa; Chordata; Aves; Passeriformes; Hirundinidae. Gene Ontology annotation, biological process: cell migration.